Molecule: messenger RNA, 1071 nt
Organism: Galeopterus variegatus (Sunda flying lemur)
Lineage: Eukaryota; Metazoa; Chordata; Mammalia; Dermoptera; Cynocephalidae
Product: olfactory receptor 51L1-like
Exons: 1
Coding region: 1-1071 (356 amino acids)
Biological process (GO): G protein-coupled receptor signaling pathway
Cellular component (GO): membrane
Molecular function (GO): olfactory receptor activity
Source: RefSeq, a predicted model, not a curated record
AUGCCACAGCAGCCAGCAGCGGACUGGUGGCCAAUGAGAGUGGGAGGGCUCAAGCUUACUGGCCUACUAACCUUCAAACACGUUGCUACCUUUCCCAGAGUGAAUAGGGCUCUGAAAUUGAGGAUGCCCACUCUGCCAAGUGCCAACUUGAGUUUCUCUACCUUCCUGCUGACGGGCUUCCCAGGCCUGGAGUGGGCUCACCACUGGCUCUCACUGCCCAUUUUUGUAGGAUAUCUCAUAGCUCUUGUGGGCAAUGCCACUAUCUUGCAUCUGGUACGAACUGACCCUGCCCUGCACCAGCCCAUGUACUACUUCCUGGCCAUCCUGGCUGCGACAGACUUGGGCCUGUGCAUGUCCACGCUGCCCUCAGUGCUGGGUGUGCUGUGGUUCGAUGCCAGGGCAGUGGGCCUGGUGCCCUGUGUUCUGCAGCAGCACUUCCUCCACUCCUUCUCCUUCAUGGAGUCAGCGGUGCUCUUUGCUAUGUCUCUGGAUAGCCUGGUGGCCAUCCGAUUCCCAUUGCGCUAUGCAUCUCUGCUCACAGGUCCUCGGGUGGCCUUGGCUGGGGUCGUGCUUGGCAUGCGAAGUGCCGCCAUCACUGCUGCACCCUCAGUGAACCUAUUGAAAUUUGACUACUGUCACCCUGGGGCACUCUCCCAUGCUUACUGUCUUCACCAGGACAUGAUCCGCCUGGCCUGCUCUGAUACACGCUUCAACAGACUCUAUGGGCUGUGUAUCAUCAUGCUGGCCAUGGGCUCUGAUGUUCUUUUCAUCCUGCUCUCCUACGCUAUCAUCCUCCGCACGGUGCUGGCCAUUGCCUCUGCAGGGGAGCGGCUCAAGGCUCUCAACACCUGUGUCUCCCACACCCUGGCUGUGCUCUGCUUUUAUGUGCCUGUGCUAGGUCUGUCCAUUGUUCACAGAUUUGGGCACCACACUUCAUCCCUGGUGCACAUCCUCAUGGGCACUGUCUCUGUGCUCUUCCCACCUCUGAUGAACCCUGUUAUCUACAGCAUCAAGACCCAGCAGAUCCGCAGGGCCAUUCUCAAAGUGAUUUCACUGGGGAAGAUAAAAUAA